AUAGAAACCUUAUAACCAAGGAUUUAUGGAUGUUAUGUUUAGGUACCUACCUGGAUGGAAUAAAUGGAUGAGCUGAGCGGCUGAUCCAUUGUGGCUUGUAACAAUCCAUUUUACCUACGACCUUGACCUACAACUUGGAACCGCUUCCAAUCCUAUCUGCCUAUUAAUGUCUUUUUGCUUUUCCCAACAGGAAUAGGAAUUAAUCAGCUUACAAGGCCAGCAAGGCUUCUUCUUGUUGUUUUUUCUUCUUCUUUGUGCGCUUACCUACUGCUUUCUCAAACACCAAUCGCGUAUGCAUUGUCGUUGGCAUCGUUUGUUGGCAUAGAAGCCGCCUCCCAUUCCAAGCAGGAACACCAUUCGUUCGAACCCUGGCUGGAACCUAGGCGUCGAUCUUCGCUCCUUAUCCCUCUCGUGAUUAUCUCGACCGCUGCCCUGUGUCUUUUAACACAGAGGUAAUGUCUAUUUCCUCUACUGUUGCUGCUCUUAUCGAAGUUAUUCCGUCGACGAUACCCACGGCUCCCCCGAACGCAGCGAUAGGAGUCGAUCUCCCUCCUGCUCCCACCGACGUCUCCUCCAUCCUUACUACUACCGCCACCGCGAUAGCCUCAGCCGCGACCACAUCGAUGGCCCCUCCCGAAGGCGGCCAUGGCGAGGGCGAGUGUCGGUUAUUAGGGCCGUUUGCCUUAUUUGUACAGCUUGCGUUGGGUGGAUUAGCUCUCCUGUCUCUCGUCUACAAGCGGUGGCGAGAGAGACCCCAACGACCUGUCAAGAUUUGGUUCUUUGAUGUGUCGAAGCAGGUGUUUGGGUCGGUUUUGGUACAUAUCGCGAAUGUUUUUAUGUCGAUGCUCACCAGCGGCCGGUUCUCUAUUAAGUUGGACCCGGUCAGUGUGCAGGCGGCUGAGAGAAUGCUUCGAAGAGAGGAUGACCCAUACCUGCCAAACCCCUGCUCCUUCUACCUAUUAAAUUUGGCUAUUGAUACUACCGUCGGUAUUCCCAUUCUUAUCAUCCUUCUCCGCAUCACCACCGGCCUCGUAGCAUACACUCCUUUCGGAAAGCCGCCAGAGUCAAUCCAAUCUGGCAACUACGGCACCCCUCCUAACGCUUGGUGGUGGUUAAAACAAUCCGUUAUCUACUUUUGCGGUCUAUUUGGCAUGAAAGUCUGUGUCCUCAUCGUAUUCUUGAUAUUACCAUGGAUAUCUCGUGUGGGGGAUUGGGCUCUCAGGUGGACCGAAGGCAACGAGCGAGUUCAGAUUGUAUUUGUCAUGAUGUUAUUCCCUCUCAUCAUGAAUGCGAUGCAGUAUUAUAUAAUCGACAGUUUCAUCAAGCUGAAGGACAAUGGCCACGAAAUAUUACCAUCGGAAGAUGACGAGGGACGCGAUCCUUUCGACGACGCAGUCGCGGAAAGCGACGACGAAGGCUCGGUCAGUGGGGAGAGCAACGAAAGUAUGAAGCUUUCCGAUUCUAGGAAUUUUAAGAAAUCCCAGAAGGGACCUGGCCAGGGGCGUGAAGAAUACGAUCCAGAUUUGGAUGGCCAGACGGUCAUAGGGAGUAGCAGAAGUCAUGAAGAUAGGGGCAGACUUCUCCCCAAGGAAAUGGUUCCACCAGAGUAACCUUAUUCCUUUGUCGUCUCCCCUAUUUUGUAGUUUAGCAUUGGCAAAUUUGGUGUUUUUUAAACGGUGUAUAUUACUCAGUCACGAAGAUAUCAGUACACCAAUUAGCAUUUCCGCAUUCCUGAAUACCUUUAUUAUACUGCGGGAAUAUAAGGUAUAUGAUUGGCUUCAAAUAAGCGGUGAUGGUAGUACCUAGAAAUAUCAUGGAUUGGGUUGGUCUCGUGCUUUGCAAGUUUGGCGGGACUCCGCAGACGCUUCGGCUGCAGGUGCAGAUUUGUUGCCUAUAGGUGGUCCUACACGUUGCUUAUCGCGCGUCUUUGUCGACCAACUGCAAGGCUGAGUCAAGCCAUCACGAAUAAGUUACUUCCUAGUACUGUUCAUUACCUAUUACUACGCGUCAAUGCCACAAUCUUCCUAGUGC
This is a messenger RNA of Annulohypoxylon maeteangense, 2031 nucleotides long. RefSeq names its product vacuolar membrane protein-domain-containing protein. The coding region runs from base 456 to 1610 and encodes 384 amino acids. NCBI's taxonomy places the organism in Eukaryota, Fungi, Ascomycota, Sordariomycetes, Xylariales, Hypoxylaceae. Gene Ontology annotation, cellular component: membrane. The record is from RefSeq and is a predicted model, not a curated record. The transcript is spliced from 2 exons.